AAAAAUGGUUGGAAAGAAAAAAAGCCAAGUUCUGAUUCUUCUCAUCAUACCCGUAUCAUUAUCCUGAAUCUUGGCUUUGUUUCUUUCCCAAAUAAUUCCAUUAUCCAAAUACAAAUUGUAUUUAAAUUUCCUUUUGGGUGGCACAAUCCAUUAUUGAUAAUCAAUUCAUCUCCAACUUCAAUCAAAGGUUUUGUUUUUUCAUUGUAUCUAGGAACGAUGGGUAUAUUCAGAUUUUAGCUGUAUUUGAUGACCUGGGUCUGAACGCUUGGGGCCUCAAAAUGCCCACACGGCAAGACAAUACAGAUUCCAACAAUGGUUCUGGAACAGGGUCUUCCCUACUGGACCUCUUACGUUCAGACAUCUAUUGGAAUUGUCGAAAGGAAGGACAAACAUCUUCUGGUCCACGAGGAAGGUUGGAGAAUCUUUUGUGUCAAUCAGGAAAUAACAUUUGUGCAGAUUGUGGAUCUCCAGAUCCAAAAUGGGUAUCUGUAAGUCUUGGAGUAUUUAUUUGUAUCAAGUGUUCUGGUGUACAUAGAAGCCUCGGAGCACAUGUCUCAAAGGUUUUAUCAAUUAAGCUAGAUGAAUGGACAGAUGAACAGGUUGAUACGUUGACGGGUAUGGGUGGAAACAAUGAGGCAAACAUGAAGUAUGAAGCUUCCAUUCCGGACUACAUCAGAAAACCAAGACCAGAUUCCUCUACAGAGGAACGCUCUGAUUUCAUUAGGAGAAAAUAUGAGAUGCAACAAUUUUUCAACUCUGAUGAACAGAUGUUCUGCCCCUUUCCACCUCAAGGUUUGUGCUCACCAUCCUCCCAAGGUGGUUCUUCAAGCAAUCAGUCUGGUUUACCCCCAGAGAAGAAGCACUAUGAGAAACAGACAACUACCCAUCGUCUCCAUGGACUUGGGCUGGCAUUUCGCAAUAGUUGGAGAAGAAAAGAGCCUGAGCACAAGCCUGUCAAGAAGAGCAGCUCAUCGGCAGGCAUGAUCGAAUUUGUCGGAUUGAUAAAGGUCAAUGUAGUCAAAGGCACCAACCUAGCUGUCCGUGAUGUAAUGACUAGUGAUCCAUACGUUCUCCUUGCAUUGGGACAACAAUCGGUGAAGACGCGUGUCAUAAAGAACAACCUUAAUCCAGUAUGGAAUGAAAGGUUAAUGUUGUCAAUUCCAGAACAAAUUCCACCAUUAAGAGUGUUUGUGUAUGACAAGGAUACUUUCUCAACCGAUGAUUUCAUGGGGGAGGCCGAGAUUGACAUCCAACCUCUGGUUUCUGCUGCCAUAGCCCACGAGAAUUCCACGUUAAAUGAACCAAUGGAAUUCGGCAAGUUGGUAGCAAGCAAAGAAAACACCCUGGUAAAAGACAGUAUCAUAAGCCUGACAGAUGGGAAGGUGAUGCAGGACGUUAGUCUCAAACUACAGAAUGUCGAAAGGGGAGUGCUGGAGAUCGAGCUUGAAUGUGUUCCUCUUAGUCAAUAGCAGGCACAGCGAAUUCCCAGAAAUGUAACCGAUCCAUAUGAUGCCAAAAUUCCUGGAAAUGUUACUUGGGGCCUUGCCAUGCAUUUCCAUCCUGAUAGUGGCUCUAUUUUGCUGUAAUCCUUGUUCUCAUCUUUAAGACUAUUGAGGAAUUUUACAAUAUGUCAGUCACAAGAGAAUGUGUGGAUCCACUUGUAUUAUAUUAUGUAUCAACAAGCAAGGUACAAAAAUCUUGGCGAUGCUGGAA
This is a messenger RNA of Vitis riparia (riverbank grape), 1713 nucleotides long. Its product is annotated as probable ADP-ribosylation factor GTPase-activating protein AGD11. Lineage: Eukaryota; Viridiplantae; Streptophyta; Magnoliopsida; Vitales; Vitaceae. The transcript is spliced from 10 exons. Bases 279 to 1469 code for a protein of 396 amino acids. The record is from RefSeq and is a predicted model, not a curated record. Gene Ontology annotation, molecular function: GTPase activator activity; phospholipid binding.